Molecule: messenger RNA, 282 nt
Organism: Rotaria sordida
Lineage: Eukaryota; Metazoa; Rotifera; Eurotatoria; Philodinida; Philodinidae
Source: the annotation of a GenBank genome assembly
AUGAUUGCUGAUGCUGAAAAAUAUAGAAAAGAAGAUGAAAUACAACAUGAAUGUAUAUUAGCGAAAAAUUCACUAGAAUCAUAUUGUUUUAAUAUGAAAGCAACAAUUAGUGAUAAAAAAUUAACAGAUAAAAUGGAGGUGCAUGACAAGAAGAAAAUGAUCGAUACCAUUGAAGACACAAUAAAAUGGUUGGAAAUAAAUCAAUUUGCGAUAAAAGAAGAAUUUGAAUAUAAAUUAAAAGAAGUUGAAAAACUCUGUUCAUCAAUAAUGAGAAAACUUUAG